Messenger RNA from Emiliania huxleyi CCMP1516, 1020 nucleotides. RefSeq lists its product as hypothetical. NCBI's taxonomy places the organism in Eukaryota, Haptophyta, Isochrysidales, Noelaerhabdaceae. Bases 1 to 1020 code for a protein of 339 amino acids. Gene Ontology annotation, molecular function: protein binding. The record is from RefSeq and is a predicted model, not a curated record. The transcript has a single exon.
AUGAGCGCUCGCGGCGAGGCCGCCGCCGCCGCCGUCCUCCUCAGCGAGGAACUGCUCGGCGUGAUCGCCGACUUCAUCGGGCUCGACUUUUUCAGUGGGUGCGCUCUGGCCUUCGGCGCCGCCGGCAGCGUGGCACGGCACAAGCGUGUCAGCUGGCGACUCUGCCGGCUCGAGUCGAGCUUCGGCUCGCACGGACCCGGCGAUGGCCAGUUCUGCGCCCCCUCCUCCAUAGUGGCGACCGCGUCGGGCGUUGCUGUGAGCGACGCGGGGAACUGCCGCGUCCAGUCGCUGACACCGAGCGGCAGCCACCUCCUCUCCAUGCCGCUGUGUCCCGGGCCUCACGUCGUGGCCGGCUUGGCGGCGGCGGCGGACGGCACCAUAUUUGCGGGCAUAAAGGAGUUCGACUCUGGCUGGGACUACCCCUCGCUCGACCGGUGGCACAGCUACGUGCUUCGCGCCUCGCCGACUGGUGAUAUUUUGGAGCGGUUCGGUGGCGCGUGCGGAGGCGGCUCGAACCAGUUCUCGCGCGUGUGCGGGGUGAGCCUGGCGGGCAGUCAGCUCCUCGUCGUCGACCAGGGCAACCACCGCAUCGUGGUGCUCGGCACGGCGCCAAAGCUGCGGUGGCUUCGAGCCUUUGGUAGCCAGGGCAGCGGCCGUGGAGAGCUUAGCCUUCCAGAGACGGCGAUUGGCCACGAGGGCAGCGUCUACGUGGCGGACCAGGGUAACGCUCGUGUGUCCGUGUGGACAGAGGAGGGCCGCUAUGUGCGGUGUUUCGGGGCGCCGGGUGGGGGUGCGGGCAUGUUCGAGGAGGUUUGCGGUCUCGCGAUCCUCGGGACGCCGGCGCGACUUGUUGCCUGCGACGUCUCCCGGCUGCACGUGAUGACGCUGCACGGCGUGCCGCUGCACGUGAUCCAUUUCGGCGCGGCUGCUGACGUGUGCGGCGUCACAGUCGCCCACGGCCAGCUCUUUGUGACCGACCAGCGGCAGUCGAUAGUGCACGUGUUGCAUUUGUGGCUGUGA